GCCAUGGGACGUUGUUCGACUGCCGUGGCGGUCCUCGGCUUUGUCACUGCUGCGGCUGCGGCUGGUUGCCCCUUUGCAGACCCUGCUGCACUCCAUGCUCGUCAAGAUGGUGCCAUCACUGAAGAUAUACUGGGCCCGUACAAGGUCGACGAUAGUGAGGGCUACUUGACCGACGACGUCGGUGGUCAAAUUGGUGAUCAGCACUCCCUCAAGGCUGGUAGGCGUGGCCCGACCCUGCUCGAAGAUUUCAUCUUCCGGCAGAAGAUCACCCACUUCGACCAUGAAAGGGUCCCAGAGCGAGCUGUUCAUGCUCGUGGCGCCGGUGCCCACGGCACGUUCACCAGCUACGCAGACUGGAGCAACAUCACUGCUGCUUCCUUCCUGUCCGAGGCUGGCAAGAAGACCCCGACCUUCGUGCGCUUCUCCACCGUCGCUGGCUCCCGCGGGAGUGCUGACACAGUCCGUGAUGUUCAUGGAUUCGCCACCAGAUUCUACACCGACGAAGGCAACUUUGAUAUUGUCGGCAACAACAUCCCGGUCUUCUUUAUCCAGGACGCCAUUCGCUUCCCGGAUCUUAUUCACUCCGUGAAGCCGAAACCGGACAAUGAGAUCCCGCAGGCCGCUACCGCACAUGACUCUGCAUGGGACUUCUUCUCGUCCCAGCCCAGUACCUUGCACACUCUGUUUUGGGCCAUGGCCGGUUACGGGAUUCCCCGGUCGUACAGACACAUGGACGGUUUCGGCGUUCACACGUUCCGACUCGUCACGGACGAGGGCAAGUCCAAGCUCGUGAAAUGGCACUUCAAGACGAAGCAGGGUCGUGCCAGUCUUGUUUGGGAAGAGGCCCAGAUCAUGGCAGGCAAGAACGCUGAUGCUCAUCGUGCGGAUCUCUACGAUGCCAUCGCCUCUGGCAAUGGUCCAGAAUGGGAGCUUGCCGUCCAGAUCGUGGACGAGGAGAAAGCCCUGGCUUUUGGCUUCGACCUUCUUGACCCAACCAAGAUCAUCCCUGAGGAGUAUGCUCCAUUGACUAAGUUGGGUGUCUUGAAGCUGGACAGAAACCCAACCAACUACUUUGCCGAAACCGAGCAGAUCAUGUUCCAACCUGGACACAUUGUUCGUGGUGUCGACUUCACAGAAGAUCCCCUGCUACAGGGCCGCAUCUUUUCGUACCUCGACACGCAGAUCAACCGCCACGGCGGUCCCAACUUCGAGCAGCUGCCUAUCAACAGACCUGUCGUUCCUGUCCACAACAACAACCGGGACGGUGCAGGGCAGAACAUGAUUCACCAGAAUCUUUACCCUUACUCUCCCAACACCAUGAACAAGGGCUUCCCCCAGCAAGCGUCCCAUACCGAGGGACGUGGCUUCUUCACGGCACCUUCGCGUACAGUGUCCAACAACCUCGUCCGCGAACUCUCGUCUACCUUUGACGACGUCUGGUCCCAACCUCGGCUCUUCUACAACUCCCUCACUCCAGUUGAGCAGCAGUUUGUUAUCAACGCGAUGCGUUUCGAGACAUCCCAGCUCAAGUCCCAGACCGUCAAGGAGAACGUCCUCGCGCAGCUCAACAGGGUCAGCCACGACGUUGCUGUCCGUGUUGCAUCUGCACUCGGCAUGACGGCACCUGAUGCCGACGACACCUACUAUCACAACAACGUCACUGCUGGUCUUUCCAUUACCGAGGGCAAGCUCACUUCGAUUGCAACUCUCAAAGUCACCAUCUUGGCCAGCAUUGCCGGCGAUUCGGGUGCCAUGGAGCAAGCUGCACAAUUGAAGGAGCGCUUCACUGCCGACGGUCUUGUUGUUACGGUCGUGGCCGAGAAGCUUGCCGAGGGAGUUGACAAGGUGUACUCGGCGGCCGAUGCUGUUGAUGGCGAUGCGUUGGUUGUCGUCUCAGGCGCUGCCAAGGCUGGUCUUUUCAACAUCACCACCAAGUCUACUCUGUACCCUGCUCAGCGCCCGCUGCAGAUUGCCGCACAGUCGUAUCUGUACGGCAAGCCGGUCGCUUAUUUUGGAGCCGACCAGCCUGGCCAGCAGUUGGCAUCAUCUGGCUUCGACCCGGCACUCGAGGGUGUCUAUGUGCACGGUUCGCUGGACGAUAUUGUCAAGAACGUCGAGGAGGGCCUCAAGACGUUCAAGUUCACAUCACGCUUUGCAUUGGAUGAAUAGCGAAGACUAAGACUGCUUUGUGGCAGAAGAAGUAUACAAGAAUGGGCGACCUUUUAUCCAAUGUCUUCGCCAAUAGAUUAGCGUAACUCAGUCAGACGAAGUCUUAUAGAACAUCUUGGAAUUGGGGGCAAGAUACUUGCGCAAAGGACUGAUCGUGAUAUACAAAGAUGCAC
Messenger RNA from Microdochium trichocladiopsis, 2342 nucleotides. RefSeq names its product catalase. Bases 4 to 2169 code for a protein of 721 amino acids. Gene Ontology annotation, molecular function: catalase activity; heme binding. Gene Ontology annotation, biological process: response to oxidative stress; hydrogen peroxide catabolic process. The record is from RefSeq and is a predicted model, not a curated record. NCBI's taxonomy places the organism in Eukaryota, Fungi, Ascomycota, Sordariomycetes, Xylariales, Microdochiaceae. The transcript has 7 exons. Gene Ontology annotation, cellular component: cytosol.